AGGGUCCACGAGGCUCUUGAAGUAACAGGAAGGGGGCUGGGCUUCUCUGACAAUGCUUCAAGCCAAUAAAGACUUUCGCAAUGCUAACUUUGACCUGCAGACUUUACACUCUGAGUGCAGGGUUUAGCACCGGCUGCUUGCAAGAGGACACAAAGCACAUGGUGACUUUAUUCUGAGCCGGUUCAUCAGCAGAGGAACUGACAUGAAGAAUGUACCGGAGGAGUGGAGGGAAAGACGGGAGGAGAAGAUGGGGGAGAUGUUAGUCCAGAGGAGAGGUGACUCAGAGUGCAGCGGUGAAGAGAUGAAGGGAGAGAAGAGGAUGAAUGCAGGGCCGGGUGGUGAAGAGACGCUGAUGAUGGAGCUGACGAGGCUGGUGCAGAAGAUGGUGAGAGAGAGCAGCUGGUGGGAGAGGAGGGGGAUCGAUUGCAGCAUCCUGGCAGCAGCAUUCCUCUGCCUGCCUCCCGCCUUCCUGCUGCUGUCCUCCUCUCAGAUCCUGUGGUUUUCAGCGGGUCUGCUGCUGAUGGGCGUAGCUCACGCUGUCAUCACCGUCAAAGGGACACAUCUGGCCAGCCACGGGGCGCUGAGCGAGUCGCAGGCCUGGGGCAAGUUCUGGGCCAUCUUCUUCAUCGAGAUCUGCGGCUCGUUCUCAGCGCGAGCCGGCGUGCAGGGUCACAUCAAGAUGCAUCAUGCUCACACUAAUGUCAUUGGCCUUGGUGACUCCAGCGUGUGGAAGGUCCCCUGCCUGCCUCGUACCAUCUACCUGUUCCUCGCUCCCCUGGCUGUGCCGAUCAUCACUCCACUUGUUGCACUCGCUCAGCUCAAAGGACACUCUUUGGUCCACAUCCUCAGGACCAUGCUGAUGGUUACACUGGGCCUGUAUUCACAGUACUGGCUGCUGAUCCACGUCUCCGGCUUCACGUCGCCUCUCAGCGCUUUGCUCUGUAUGCUCGUCUGCAGAGCAAUGUUCUCUGUGCCAUAUAUCCACGUCAACAUUUUCCAGCACAUCGGCCUCCCCAUGUUCUCUCCGACCCGUCGUCCAAAGAGGAUCUACCAGAUGACCCACGGAGUCCUGAACCUGCCCCGUAACCCUCUGCUGGACUGGACCUUUGGACACUCGCUUAUCAACUGUCACGUGGAGCACCAUCUCUUCCCCUUCCUGUCUGAUAACAUGUGUCUGAAGGUGAAGCCUGUUGUGUCCAAGUAUCUGACUGAAAAACAGCUUCCAUACCAGGAGGACAGCUACCUCUCUCGCCUGGACCUCUUCUUCCACAAGUACCAGGAACUGAUGGUAUUUGCCCCCCCGAUCACAGAGCUGGUUGGGGUGCAGUGACGAGGAUGAGCCGUUCAGACUAAUAACUGCUGCUGUUCACAAGCACAAGCUUCAGUGUUUAGGUGCAUUUCUGUGCUGACAUGCUACGACCUCCACAGUCCAGGUUUGAUCAGCCUCUAUCAUACAUGUCAGACUUUGAAUCAAUACACUGACACACUAAAGAUUCCUGUAGUUUGCUUUGACAGUAGGAGUUAAAUUAACUUCAUGAUUAAUUUUAUUAUAUCAACCAAACAGAUAAGCACAAAGAUAAACAAUCGAUCGCAGCUCUAAUUACAGCUCUUUAAACUGACCUGAGGUCUGUCUCAUGAAGCGUGUUCAACUUUAACCUCUGUCUGUGGUUCCUGGCAGUUACAAACUGGCUCCUGUAACUCUGUGUUUAACAGUAACACACAACAUCAACAGAUUCAGAGGAUCAGAUUCAGUGAGAUACAGAGAAAGAGCUGGUUCCCACUCAGGACAGUUUCUGGACGUCUUGGAGCCUCAGACUGAGACGGAUCUUUUCAUUCUAACAUGUUUUAACCAUGACAAUAAUUUUAUAGUGUUUUGUUUAAACUAAGCUUUGUUCAGCUUUGUCUCAGUCUAUCAACUGAAGUAUCUCUGCAUGAACACCGGCCUCAGCUGUGACUUAUCCUGGUUUUUGAUCACAUUCAGAUACAGAUGGAGCAUAAAUAACAUCAGGUUUCAGCUCAUCUGUCCGGCCUGUCAGGCUCUCACAGUCUACGGCAUCGUUUACGGCUCCUGACCACAUGUGAUCCAAAAUUCAUUUUAGUUCUAUUACUGAUUAUUUCUGUGCCACAUGGUACAACGUGCAGUCCUCUCUGUGUGGAUGUUAUACGUCCGUACAGAGAGGAUGUCAGUGUGGAUCUGCUGCACGAAGGAUUCAUACAGACACUCAUUAACCUGGUUCACCUGCUGAACUGUCUCUGCUGUUAAAUGAAACUACUGAUCAAUUUAACUACUCACUGAUGUUCAUUUAUGAUAUUUACUUUGUGGCUCUGCUGUCACUUGUUCACAGCGCUGUGCCUUCGGUCUGUAACAGUAUCUGGGGAAAACCUGCUCUCUGCGGGUCUGGCCUGCAGCAGUAGUUGCCUUGGUAACCGGUAACUAACGCUGCGGCUGGUUAAUCCACACAACCUGCUUUGUGAGACGGGCCCCUGUUUUCCUGUAGUGACAGAUGGACACAGUGUUGAAUCUGACGUGUCCUCACUCAAAAGCACGUCCUUGGCUGCACUGUAGUCACAGUUCAUCAGGGCAAAGGUUUUUUAAUGAUAAUAAUUGUAACAUUCAUUUUCAUCAGCAUUGUUUUAUUGCCUUUAUGGACACACUGUCUCAUAUAACCCAGUCUCCAAACAUCUGUCCACAGUCAGCUGGCCUUUGAGUGACAUUGUGAUUGAAUAAAUUGUGUAGUUAUACACAUUAAUUUAAACUAUCUGUAAUUUAAUUGAAACCUGUCGAUGGUUAUGAUUGAAACUGACUUAAUCACACAAAGUAAAAUUUACAAACUCCUGCUCACAUAUUUAAGAAUUAAAACAAUUUAUCAUAUUUGUUUUUUUGACAUAAAAACAUGUACAAAUGUUCUAUAAAUAUAAAAGCUGUAAUGGUGCUACAUUAUUUUUAGCCACUUGGGGGCAG
Molecule: messenger RNA, 2962 nt
Organism: Toxotes jaculatrix (banded archerfish)
Lineage: Eukaryota; Metazoa; Chordata; Actinopteri; Toxotidae
Gene: fads6
Product: fatty acid desaturase 6
Exons: 6
Coding region: 203-1330 (375 amino acids)
Biological process (GO): lipid metabolic process
Cellular component (GO): membrane
Molecular function (GO): oxidoreductase activity, acting on paired donors, with oxidation of a pair of donors resulting in the reduction of molecular oxygen to two molecules of water
Source: RefSeq, a predicted model, not a curated record